AAUUUCCGGGUUGCUGCAUCGGAAAUGCUUCUGGCUCGCAAAAAGGCGGAUCCCCGUCUUUCGCCACAUUGCCUACGAGACUAACUGUCGUACCGACUCGAACUAUUUUGUCUCGGAUCUAAUCUCCGUCCUACGGUCUUGUGCUGACGUUAGCUGGCAUUAGCUUAAGCUAGCUAACUUUAAACUUGACCACUGCAGUUUGAGGGACGAGUGACACCGGAGCAUACAGCAGGAAGAUGGGGGAUAAAGAGUUGAUUUGGGCAUUGAAGACCGGUGACAUAGAUGAGGUCAAAACCAAACUAACGGCUGAGGAUAUCAACCGGACCUUAGAAGAAGGUAGGAAGCCUUUGCACUACACUGCGGACUAUGGACACAGAGACGUGAUGGAGUACCUUAUUUCAAAGGGAGCCGACGUUAACGCUCUGGACAAACAUGAGUUAUCUCCACUGCUGUAUGCCUGUGGCGAGGGCCACGUCUCAUGUGUCACACUCCUGCUAGAAAAGGGAGCCGACAAAACCUAUAAAGGACCGCACGGCUUAUGUGCCUUUGAAGUCAGCGAGAACGAGGCUAUUAAGGCUCUGCUCAAGUGAGACGCCGUUGAGCGCAGGGUGGCUGGACAGGUGGGUGGGCUGACACACAGAUGGACGCAGUGGUUCCCCCUGACAGAAGACGGACUUAUCCCCUCCCACCAUCAUCGACCUCUGUCCCAACACUGCUUUUGUCCGUCUGUAGGAGAGCCGCGUUGUCUGGUGGUUUUUUUUUUCUUCUUACCUGGUUUCUUUUCACUAAACUUUUUUUUAUUAUUAUUAACUUUGUUUCUUUGGCCUCCAUUUGUAGUCAAUAAACACAAGAACACUCAUGACUCCCUUAGGCACCAUUCACUAAGGGAACACUCUUGUACGUGAAUACUAUUAAAAAAAAAAAAAAAAAAAAAGGAAAUA
This is a messenger RNA of Cynoglossus semilaevis (tongue sole), 941 nucleotides long. RefSeq names its product myotrophin (gene mtpn). Bases 237 to 590 code for a protein of 117 amino acids. The record is from RefSeq and is a predicted model, not a curated record. Lineage: Eukaryota; Metazoa; Chordata; Actinopteri; Pleuronectiformes; Cynoglossidae. Gene Ontology annotation, molecular function: protein binding. The transcript has 4 exons.